CAACUCAUGUAAGCGUGAGAUACAGAAAUCAAUCCACCUUCUACCACCUCUUGACCGUCUGAUACCCCGAACCAAAAACCUCCAAAUUCCCAGCCUCACCAUUGCUCAUGUACCUGUCCGUUUCUUAUCGUACGCAGAGAUAAAUAUAUCCCCCCUUGCCUGGUCAAGAGGACAUCUUGCUCAUUACCAAAAAGAAAAAUACAAAAUAGAGAGGACAGCUUGUUAGCCUUUACAAUUUCGUCUCUUUCUUUGAACUUUUGUGUACCGAAAUCCAAGAGGGAUUUUUGGUACAAGAACCUGUGAACCAUGGUUGUUUUUCAUCAAUCAAUACUGUUGUUUGCUUCUGUUAUUGUGUUAUUUGCAGUGCAGCAUGCAAACUCAUCAUCAGUUGAGACAGUGCAUUAUAAUGUCACUGGAUACAGAGGUCGACACCUAGGCGGUGGCUGCAACUUGUUCCAAGGAAAAUGGGUUGUGGAUAGCUCUUUUCCUCCUUAUGAAUCCUCAGGCUGUUCCUUCAUUGACUAUGAAUUUGAUUGCCAAAAAUAUGGCCGCCCAGACCAACAGUACCUCAAGUAUGCUUGGAAACCUGACUCUUGCAACUUGCCCAGGUUUGAUGGCUUGGACUUUUUGAAGAGGUGGAAAGGGAAGAAGAUAAUGUUUGUCGGAGAUUCUUUGAGCUUGAACCAGUGGCAAUCUUUCCUGUGUUUGAUUCAUGCGUCGGUGCCAAGUGCCAACACCAAUCUUGUGAGGAAGGAGAUCCUCUCUUAUGCGACUUUUCAGGACUACGAUGUAACCAUCUAUCUUUACCAUUCAACAUACUUGGUGGAUAUAGCACAAGAAAAUAUUGGCCGGGUACUGAAAUUGGACUCCAUUGAUCGAGGCAAUGAUGCAUGGAAAGGAAUGGAUGCUUUGGUUUUCAACACCUGGCAUUGGUGGCUUCAUAGAGGAGAUUCUCAGCCAUGGGAUUAUGUGCAAGAUGGUUCCACUGUCUCGAAAGAUAUGGACCGUCUAGUGGCAUUUUCCAAAGGUUUGUCUACUUGGGCACAAUGGGUUAAUCAGAAUGUCGACUCUUCUAAAACCAAGGUCUUUUUCCAGGGGAUCUCUCCCUCACAUUACGAUGGCAAGGAGUGGGGUUCAGAUUCCAAGAGUUGCUAUGGAGAGAGAGAGCCACUCCAAGGGUCAAGAUAUCCAGCAGGAUUACCCCCAGCUGUGGACGUGGUUAAAAAGACCCUAAGUAGCAUGCAGAAACCAGUUGUGCUGCUUGAUAUUACAACACUCUCACAACUGAGAAAAGAUGCUCAUCCGUCGGGUUACGGUGGUUCGAAAUCGGGUAAUGAUUGCAGCCAUUGGUGCCUUCCUGGGGUGCCUGAUACUUGGAACCAGCUCCUCUAUGCUUUACUUUAGCUCGUAGGAAUGAUCUGCAUGACCUUUAAAUCUACGUAGAAACAUUAAGGCUGCAGAUUUACUUGUCCUAUCAUUAAAUCUACGUCGAAAGGAAUAAGACAGAGAAAAUCAAGCUUUUGGAAUUACCAAUGUAAACAUACAGAAGGUUGCUUCCGUUAGGAAUCAACUCAUGCUUGAAUACUUGUACAAGUAUAGCCAAGAAUGCAGUCUAUUUGUUAUUUGCACUUCUAUUC
Coffea eugenioides is the source of this 1637-nucleotide messenger RNA. Its product is annotated as protein trichome birefringence-like 38. The coding region runs from base 307 to 1404 and encodes 365 amino acids. Gene Ontology annotation, cellular component: Golgi apparatus. The record is from RefSeq and is a predicted model, not a curated record. The transcript is spliced from 5 exons. Lineage: Eukaryota; Viridiplantae; Streptophyta; Magnoliopsida; Gentianales; Rubiaceae. Gene Ontology annotation, molecular function: O-acetyltransferase activity.